AAAAAAAAAUUAGUUUUUAAGUUGGAAACAUGCUGCGGCAAACCGUAAACUGUGUAAAAUAUCGACUUGUGCCACAAAUUCGGAAUCAAUCAACUGUGGCAAAUGCAGAGACCACCAAAUGGGAUUUAUUCGUUGGUGUACAAAUUGAACGAUUGCCAAUCAUAACAAAAACAUUAACCAAAUUGGAACGUGACUACCAGGAGCUGUUGACGCAAUUGGAAUUUGAGAAUAGUUACAAAUCGGAUUUUGAGCUGAAAGAACAGCGAGAUGUUGCGUAUGCACAGUCGCUGAAGGAAGGCAAGCUCAAGGUUGAUUUGGACGGAGUGGCUCAGCAGACGGCAUUGGAUUUGAAAGAUUUAUGGAAAACGGAACGCAGUCGAUUUCAACCGGCAUCACGAACCACAGAAGCCGAUGAAAAAAAUGACAUGAAGUCAACGAAUCGCAAACUAGACCAUCCGUUGACAUUGAUAAUGGAACAAAAGUUGGGAAACGAAAAACUCUUCUUACUCCCACAGGGGAAAAUUUCAAACGGCGAAACAUUGUACGAUGCCGCGCAACGAAUCAUCAAAGAAUUAUGCGGCGAUACGAUUCAAACGAGCAUUUAUGGCCGGGCCCCGUGUGGGUUCUACAAGUACAAAUAUCCGAAAGAGAUUCGUGGUGAAUUCGUCGGCGCCAAAGUGUUCUUCUACCGGGCCAUUUUGAAAAGUGGGCAAGUAGACGCAAAGCACGUCAAUUUUGAAUGGCUCAACAAAGAAGAGCUACUCACCAAAGUAGACAAAUACAGCAAUUAUAAAAGAAGUAUAAGCAAAUUUAUUAUUUAAGUUGUUUUGACAAAAUGAAUUGAAUCGCUCAGUGAAAAAAUCAACAACGGAAAAACAAUAAAUAGAAUAAUAGUAAA
This is a messenger RNA of Sitodiplosis mosellana (orange wheat blossom midge), 898 nucleotides long. It is a transcript of the gene mRpL46, whose product is annotated as 39S ribosomal protein L46, mitochondrial. Gene Ontology annotation, molecular function: structural constituent of ribosome. The transcript has 2 exons. The record is from RefSeq and is a predicted model, not a curated record. Gene Ontology annotation, cellular component: mitochondrial large ribosomal subunit. The coding region runs from base 30 to 821 and encodes 263 amino acids. NCBI's taxonomy places the organism in Eukaryota, Metazoa, Arthropoda, Insecta, Diptera, Cecidomyiidae.